CACGUUCAGUCAAUCACUAAGAGUGAGGCUGAAAGGUGGCUGUUCUCUACGCUUGUCGGCCGGCCGGCUGCUUGUGAAGUUCCAGCCUCAUGGCGGAGAUAAUUCAGGAACGUAUAGAAGAUCGAAUCCCGGAGUUGGAACAGCUGGAGCGCAUCGGACUCUUCAGUCACGCGGAGAUUAAGGCUAUCAUCAAGAAGGCUUCCGACCUAGAAUACAAAAUACAUCGGAGAACCCUUCUCAAGGAAGACUUUAUCAACUAUGUUCAAUAUGAAAUUAAUCUUUUGGAGCUGAUCCAGAGAAGAAGAGCGAGAAUUAAAUAUUCAUUUAAGAAGGAUGAGAUUGAAUAUUCUAUGGUACAUCGGGUCCAGGGUGUCUUUGGUCGUGCUUCAGCGAAGUGGAAAGAUGAUGUUCAGCUUUGGCUCUCCUAUAUAGUUUUCUGUAAGAAAUGGGGUACCAAAACUCACCUUAGCAAGAUAUUCUCUGCCAUGCUUGCCAUUCACUCAAACAAGCCAGCUUUGUGGAUUAUGGCAGCCAAAUGGGAAAUGGAAGAUCGCUUGUCUUCAGAAAGUGCCAGGCAGUUAUUUCUUCGAGCUCUACGCUUUCAUCCCGAGUGUCCAAAGCUCUAUCAAGAAUACUUUAGGAUGGAGCUGAUGCAUGCUGAGAAACUGAGAAAGGAGAAGCAAGAAUUUGAAAAAGCCGCCAUGGACAUGGGGGAUUUUGAUCAUCCUGAAGAAAUCCUUAAAGGCGAGUUGGCACGGAUCAUUUAUAAAAAUUCUAUAAGCAAGAUUAAAGGUGCAGAAUUCCAUGUGUCACUUCUCGCUAUUGCUCAGCUAUUUGAUUUUGCCAAAGAUCUACAGAAGGAAAUUUAUGAUGACCUUCAAGCUCUGCACACCGAUGACCCACUCACUUGGGAUUAUGUGGCGCGGCGAGAAUUAGAGAUCGAGUCCCAACCAGGUGAAGAGCAGCCUGUGUCGAAACAAGCCAAAGCAGUGGAAAUGGGCCGAAGGGAAGAGAGGUGCUGUGCAGUGUAUGAGGAGGCAGUGAAGGCCCUGCCUACAGAGGCCAUGUGGAAGUGUUACAUCACCUUUUGCUUGGAGAGGUUUUCUAAGAAGACCAGUAGUGUGCCCCUCAGAGGGCAGAGGCUGGAAAGAACCAUGCUUGCAUUCAGGAAGGCCCAUGAACUGAAGCUGCUUUCUGAAGUCCAGUACAAGCAGUGGAUUGAUUUGUUGCUGCGCCAGGACCUCUUCAAAGAAGCCCUGCAGGUGGCAGAGGCUGGGACCGAAUUGUUCAAGGACUCUGUAGCAAUGUGGCAGACGAAGCUCCAGGUGCUCAUUGACUCAAAGAGCCCAGAUGUAGAGAUGCGCUUUGAGGAAGCCUUUGCACACCUCAAACCCCAGGUUUGCCUGCCCUUGUGGAUUUCUUGGGCAGAGUGGAGUGAAAGUGCUAAAAGCCAGGAGGACACGGAAGCCAUCUUUAAGAAAGCUAUUAUAGCUGUCACAGGUGCCAGUUCAGUAACUCUGAAGGAGAAAUACCUGGAUUGGGCCUAUCGGAGUGGAGGCUACAAAAAGGCCAGAGCAGUGUUUAAAAGUCUACAGGAAAGCCGUCCAUUUUCGGUUGAGUUUUUCAGGAAAAUGAUGCAGUUUGAAAAGGAGCAGGAACCCUGCAAGAUGGUAACCCUGAGGGAGUAUUACGAGAGGGCGCUGAGAGAGUUUGGCUCUUCAGACUCUGAUCUUUGGAUGGAUUACAUCAAGGAAGAAUUGAGCCACCCCUUCGGUAAACCUGAGAACUGCGGACAGAUCUAUUGGCGAGCCAUGAAAAUGCUGCAGGGACAGUCAGCAGAGCUGUUUGUAGCUAAACACGCCAUGCACCAGGCUGGCCACUAGUGGCCGAGAACCACCAGUUGGCUGAAGUUGUGAUGCAAGUCUCGGGGCAGGCUUGUGAUGAGCCGGUGUGUGAAUUGCCGAGAGCUGGCAGAAGAACGGAUUGAUUUCUGUAACAUACUUUUACUUGGUGUUAAUCUUUGGUUCCAGAAAUGAGAACUGCUAGUGCCUGUUAAAUCUAAAAUACACAGAAAUCAUAUGGUUCAGUUUCAAUUCUUGUUUCAGGCUAAGCAUAUACAGCUCUAAUCUAGACUAGGUAUGAGGGACCCAGUUCAAACCCAAGAGAAAGUAUAGUUUUGUGUGUUGUCUUCUUUUUGUGAAAGCCUGCAUGAUACCUGUGGAGCUAGUAGGGACGAGGGUGUGGAUGGACUGCCUCAACCCUCCAGCUCCCAAAUACUGAAUAAGAGACUUUAUUUAUGAAAGCUUAGUCCUUAUGGCUUAGCCAUGUUUACCAUAUGGCUGAUCACCUCUCCUCAGCCCCGUACGUUCAAGUUCCAAGUCUGGUGGGCAGAUCUCCCACCUCUCAAUUCUUCCCAGAGUUCCGAUCUCUUCUUGGAUGUCCCGCCCUUCCUCUCCUGCCCUGCUAAAGGCCAUCAGCUGUUUAUCAAACAAAUCAGAAGUGAUAGAGGAGAAUGGUUACAAUCUACAAUGCAGGUGAUGCUUCAUAAAAAUAACAGUACCAAAGUCCGGACAGCACUCGGCACUCUACUGGUUCAGAGAUCAACAUCUGAAUACUACAAAGACAGCCUGUACACAGUGCCCACGAUUAUCCCAACACUAGGCCAGUGCAGAGCAGAAAGUCCUCGGUGAGCUACGUGAGGCUGAACAGUGACUUCUUUUCCUGUAUCUGAAUUGGAUCUGUACUUUUAAAUCAACCAUUCAAGAAAUAUGCACCUUCCUUCACCUGCAGGAAAAAGGGAGACUUGGAAGAUGAGUGACAGAGAAGGAGGUGCUGGGUAUUGGGAGAAGUUUGUCUUUUAAGAAGGUUAAGGUGGCACAGGAAACGAUUUACCCCAAGGAUGGACAGGUCAAGAAUGCAUGGAGGAUGCCCAGCUUUGUGGCGGGGGGAGGGAGUGGGAAGUCCCACAGUGGGGGGUGGAGGGGCGGAGGGGCGGCUUGGCACAAAGGAGGGCAUUUGGGGAGUAAGGGAGAAAGCUGAAAUAAAUCCUUUCACUUUUUUUGAUACUGGA
Mus caroli (Ryukyu mouse) is the source of this 3070-nucleotide messenger RNA. RefSeq names its product UTP6 small subunit processome component (gene Utp6). Gene Ontology annotation, biological process: maturation of SSU-rRNA from tricistronic rRNA transcript (SSU-rRNA, 5.8S rRNA, LSU-rRNA). NCBI's taxonomy places the organism in Eukaryota, Metazoa, Chordata, Mammalia, Rodentia, Muridae. Gene Ontology annotation, cellular component: Pwp2p-containing subcomplex of 90S preribosome; small-subunit processome. Gene Ontology annotation, molecular function: snoRNA binding; protein binding. The record is from RefSeq and is a predicted model, not a curated record.